Messenger RNA from Brienomyrus brachyistius, 3425 nucleotides. RefSeq names its product protein FAM117A-like. The record is from RefSeq and is a predicted model, not a curated record. The coding region runs from base 407 to 1603 and encodes 398 amino acids. The transcript is spliced from 8 exons. Lineage: Eukaryota; Metazoa; Chordata; Actinopteri; Osteoglossiformes; Mormyridae.
AGGUGGCACUUCGAGGAAGAACGACUACAGAAAAGUUGUAAGUUGUAAGAUUGCAGCGAAGUACAGUUCAGUGCACGUUUGUCUCACGAAAUUUGUUCCCAUACUCUCCAUACAUUGUGUAAUAUAAAGUGGCUGCGCGCCUGGGGAGAUGAAUCGUACUUCCUAUUUCGGAAAACUACUCGAAAAAGAUCAUUAUCUUGACAAAAGAAUACUUUAGUGCAAAGAAGACGGAGGAUCGAGUCUCAUCUGCGUGCCAGCCAGUGUAAAUCACUGGGGAAAAAAACUGAAUUCUGGUCCAUAGCCCAAGCUUGUGAGGCUUUAAUUCCUUCGCUGGAGAUUGAGCGAUCGUGCAGUAACUUUGCGACUUGCUGUUGAUCAGCUUGGUGGUAGGUCGCAGCCCUUGAGGAUGUCGUGCCGAAGCGGAGUGGGGGCUGUGCGCGGCUGCACCUCGGGUCUCCAGCCCAUGAGAGCCACGGUCCCCUUUCAGCUGAACAACAAAGCGCAGCCCGGGCCCAGGGAUGCCAGGACAGCCGAGAGGACCAAACCAGGCGCCCCAAAGCCCAACAUCCGACGCACCCUGUCCUUGGACACGGUGGUUGGGCCCUAUCUGCAGAGCCAGUGGCCCAAGGAGCUGGACCCCGAGGGCAUCUGCAGCCUGAGUGACAAGGCCACACAGACGCCCAGUUCGUGGCCAGAGGAGGCCCAGGUGCGGAGAGCGGGCAGCGGGCACAAGCGCUCAGCAUCAUGGAGCAGCGCGGAGCACCGGCGAGAGCUUGCCAAAUUGAAACAGCACCUCCAGCAGCGCUCCAAACGUGGGGGUCGUGAACGGGACCAGGCGCCCUGGCUUGGGGGCAGCUCUGCAGGGACCACCCAGACGACACCCAUCGCCAUCCCGCUCGCGCCCCUGGUCAGGCUGGCCCCCCGCUUACGGCACAGCAUAGAGGGCCUCAACCAGGAGCUGGAGGGCGUCUUUGUGCGGGAACAGCCAGAGGAGCGGCACAGAAUUUUGGAUGUACCCGAUGGCCACCGAGCUCCAGUUCCUUCCCAGCGAUGCAGCAGCAGCUCCCAGAGUGACCCCUCCCCUGCACUCCUGCCCUCAUCUCCGUCACCCUGCUCUUCCUUAUCACCCUUCCCCCUGGGCGAUAUGGCUUCUGACUCUGACGUAGAUGCACUGGGCUACGGUACGCUGUCCCGCUCACCGCCGUUCCCCCUUGGUGGCGCCGUUGACUCCUCCUUCCUGCAGCUGUCCUCCUCCCCCCGCCCCAACAAAAGCUACUCCUUCCAGAGGGAGCCCCCCGAAGGCUGUGAGAGGGUACGCGUCUCUGAGGAUGGCCUCAGCACCUGUCUGGCUGACCGCUCUUUCCCAUUAUCCUGCCCUGACCCCAACAAGGUGAACUUCACUCCACAUGGCGGCUCUGCCUUCUGCCCUGUCAGCCUGUUAAAGCCCCUCCUCCCAUCUGUGGACUUCCUGUUCCGCAGCCUAUCAGUGUCCCCUGUCGCCGGCUGCUCUAGCCAGGGCGCCGCCCCCUAUCAGGUCACCAGCUCAGGAGUGGUUGGGUACCUGGGCCUCCAUGCUGACACUGCUGCCACCACGGCCAUGUGAAGAGAGGUGGAGCCCCCAUAUCAGGGUCAUGUGCACAGGUGUGGGGGGGACAUAAUGGAAUUUAAUGGGAUUGUUACAUUCGUACAGCACUUGGACACACAAGUCUGCCAGUUGAAGGGCACCUGGAGAAACUCAUCCUGUUGUCCGUGGUUGGUGGAGCCACACCAAAAUGCAUUUGAGGAUUCCCCCCCACCCCCGUCAAGUGACUCUGUAAUAUUUAUGAACAGUAUUCCACUGUAACCUUUUGUGUUUCUAAAUGUUACAGAAUGCGCUCUGUAAGUGUGACUGUGAACACAGAAGGGGCGUUUCCAAGUGGCCGGUUAUUUAAAGAGGUUUUUGGUGGAGUUCGAGAAGCACUUAAAGGGACAGACAGCAUUACAGGAGAGGGACUGAGCUGCUAUAAGACGUCAUUUUCAGAUGAGACCUGGGGAAUUUUGGUCAGUUCAUGAUGUCCCAGCUUUUUAGGCAAAUUGACAAAUUACGAAAUAUACUAUCAGGUUUAUUGCUAUGUUUGUCAGCCCUCGUGAAGCACUUUUAUAAUAAAUAUCUGAAUUUUAUGGGCUUAUAUUGAUGGAAUGAAGUCAUUUUUAUAAGAAAUGUCGAGCAGGUUGAACCAUUGUAGUUGUUUUUAUUUUUUUUAUGACAUUUAAAUGGCACUCUAAUGGAAUAUGGCUGACUUCUUAAAUCACAGUGCAUAAAUUGUUUUUGUUCCAAGUUGUAUUUAACUGGAAUAUUCAACUGAAACUGAGCUAGCGCUUUCCUUCUAAACUAUUAGUAUAUCUCAUACAGCAUUCAAUUACAUGAAGGGAAAGAUCUAUGGCCUCACUUUCCAAGCCGAGUGUUCUCUGUGUGUGCGAGCAAAAUGAAAUUGUUUAGGCUUUUCAUUCCAUGUAUCUAAUCUAAUUUGUAUUUCAGAUGUGGAAAUUGCUGAAAAUUUUAGCCUCAUUUGUGUUAGUCAUGUUUAGACAGGAUUGGUGGGUGUUUCUAGUUAAUCUUUUGUUGCCAUAGUGAAAAUACAGAUGUUUUUCUAUGUGGAAAGUGAUGAGGAGAGACUGUCAGAUAUAUUCUACUUCAGAUCUUCUGUAAGGGUAGUGAUACACGGAGCUUCAAGAUAUAGGCUUCAGUAAUGGAAACCGCUCUGCUUGGAGCUUGUUUUUGCUUUAUUGCAAUUUUUGCUUAAGAAAAGUUUCCACCAAAUUUGCUAAGCUGUGUAUUUACAAGUUUGGUAUACGAGUCGUAAGAUUUCUAAAUGGAAUGCAAUGUGUGUAUAAUGAAGUAUACUGAGAAGCUGGAGUGAAAUUUUACUUCUGAAACAGUAAAAACACGGAAGAAUGUAUUGUAAUUGUUUCUGCAUAAGCUAAAAUGUUAACUUUGCUUUUUUGUAUUUAGGAGGUGUAUUGUUUGGCUGUACCGAUUUAAGGUGAUCGUCGUAGGAAUGCACGACUACUAACUUCAGGCUUGUUUUUCACUUCUGCAGGCAAUUCAAACAGCCUGCCUAAGGAUAUUUAUGAAAAUGAUUUUGUCUUUGAACCUUUCUGAUGAUAUUUGCAUACCUUGUGUAUUUAUACCAGCAGAGGAAGGGUGACCUUUAAUGGUGUCAUUCUCACCCCCCCCCCCCCCCAAACAGAAAUGACAUAUUAGUUUUUUUUUUUUUUAUCUUUCUUUAUGCCACUUCCAAAAGUUGGUUUACAACAUUAAACAUAUUUCAUUUUCCAUAUCAACAUUUGUUCUUUCAAUAACGAUUAGGAUAAACUAAUGCCAUUGACUGAGUCACUGUACCACCCAGUUUGCAAUCAAAAAUAAAGUCAUAUGAUCUACAGUA